Molecule: messenger RNA, 1067 nt
Organism: Pecten maximus
Lineage: Eukaryota; Metazoa; Mollusca; Bivalvia; Pectinida; Pectinidae
Exons: 2
Coding region: 454-819 (121 amino acids)
Source: RefSeq, a predicted model, not a curated record
CCCAACCUGACCUAGUAGUGUUUAAACCCCAACGUGGCCUAGCCCCACAGUGAUCUACUUUACCGUAUAAUUCUUCCCCGUUUUUCAAAGACCCGAGAGCUAGAAUGGAACAUUUUCCCGAAUUGAAAGACAUCGUGGAUUCCUUCGAUAAAACGAGGAAUUGGGAGAAUUAGCCGAGAUUACUGGAUUCCUAGACGAUCACUACGUGAAACAAAAACUCCUGGAAUUGAAAUGGAGAUAAAUAGAAAUGGACUGGUUUUACCACCACUACCAAAACGUCAAAGAAUUGACCAGUAUGCCGGCCAGCAACUACCCAGGCCUUACCACUUAGAAAAAGUCAGAGAAAAAUAGUUCAAAACAAAGACGGCCGUUGACAUCAAAUAUCAGGUUCAUUUAGACAAGGAUUUUUUGAACAAUAAAAAACUAAAAGAUAUACACGACAACAUCCAUGACAUGUUUAAACAUGUAUUAGAUGAAGCUAAAGAUGGAGCAGCAGACAACGAUGUGGGGCGUGUCCUCAUCCAUCAUCCGAGUUUGGACAAUGCUAUCGUGGUUCCAUUACAUUCAUUAGAAGAGUUUGAUGCCGAACUGGUCAUGGAACAUGUCGAAAAGGUGCUGCAGAGUCACGAUGAGCUCACCGUGACGGAAGGGUUCGAUAUUGGCAUUAUCAACGUCCCCAAAGAGAGUGGUUGGAGAUGGAUUACGGACAUAUCCGGCGGAGAUGAUUCCAUCAAAAAGAAGACGUCUCUUGUCCAAAUCGUCAACGAGGACAGCAUGUGUAUGGCACGAUCCGUAGCCGUGUUGGGCCCGCGCAAAUAAGAUGUCUGAUGAAGAAUGGAAAGAAUUGACCCAAAACGAACCACAAGCAACCAUGACACAACAGAUACUCCGCCAUGGGAAAGUUCCAGAUUGGUAUUAUCGAAUGUAUUUCGAUACUUUGAAUAAAAAUAGAAUUCAUACCAUGUGUUGUUAUUUUGUAUUGACUACAUCGCCACAACAUAAACACCCUGCACAACAUGGGUCCACACUGGCUCCAAACAGCUCCACACUAGCUCCACACUGGCUCC